This is a messenger RNA of Symbiodinium natans, 1686 nucleotides long. Lineage: Eukaryota; Dinophyceae; Suessiales; Symbiodiniaceae. The record is from the annotation of a GenBank genome assembly.
AUGGAUUCGAUGAACUUCGAGGUCUCAUGGAAUGGUGGCACUCAGCAGGUAGCUGUGGUCGCAUCUACAUCUGCAGCUGAAGAAGCGACGCGCUCCCUCUGCGCCUCCGGGCCAUGUUUCGUGGGCUUCGACACGGAGUGGGGCUCUAAGGGUGAGGUGGCCCUGGUGCAGUUGGCCACCGAAACCUCUUGCGUCCUUUGCUUGCUGCCGGAGGUUCGGCUUCAGGACUGCCCUUCACUUGUGGCACUCUUCCAGGAUCCACGCUUCUUGAAGGUCGGUGUGGCAGUGGGCUUGGAUGCGGAGUUGCUGAAGGAGCAGUUCCAAAUCGAACUGAGGGGCUGCCUCGACUUGGCGAGGUUGGCUGCGCGCGAGGGCGAGGUGAGGCAGACUCAACCCAUUGGGCUGGCCGCUUUGACACAGCAGCUCGUGGGAGCGGAGCUUUCGAAAGAUGUUGCCAUCCGCCGAUCGAAUUGGGCAGACCGGCCGCUUUCGCACGAUCAGCUUGCUUAUGCUGCCCGGGAUGCGCUGGCUGGCCGCGAUUGUGCGAGCGCUCUGGCUCAGAAGCAUAAGCCGUCCGAAGCGAGCCUCCUUGACUGGUGCCAAGACUUGCUGGACAAAGGAAGGGACGCGAAGCCCGCAAAAGUGAAGAAGUCCGCCUGCGAGGAUCCACCUGCUGCGGGAUCUGACUCCGGCCGGCUCAAAGCAACGUUGGACUGCGGAGCCUACUCCUGCGUAACGAAGUUCGGAAUGCGAACCAUUCUUGGAAGUGACGGCCAGCCACUCAUGCACAUGAAAGACCGGACUGUCGAAGGGCUGGUCAGGCGCGGAAUGGCCUCUGUCUGCAGAGAGGGAGACGCAGAAAUCAUCCGGCUCAACUUCACGCCGACGGAUCAUUACGACUAUGCUGGCCUGGACGCUGCCGAACGGAAUGCCUGUGUUGGCUGCGGCUCCUAUGGAGUGGCUCGCUACUACAUCGUUCCGAAGGUGUUCUUCUCCCACUUGCCAGAGACCUGCAAGUCUUACAAUUGCCAUGACGUCGUGAUGCUCUGCCCACGCUGCCGAGCCAUCGCCGAGCCUGCACAGAUGUCACUCACACAAGAACUCCUGGCAUCGCAUGGGGCGCUUCGCGCAGGAUCGCUCUAUGCCAAUGAGAACGCCCUGACGCAAUCACAGAUCGCCGCGAAGAAGGCAGCCAUCACCUUGCGGAAGUCCAAAGGGGAGAAGCCCCUCGUGCCCGCCAAAUCUCAGGCCUUGCGCGAGGCCAUAGCUGCGGGAUUGGGUAUGGAGGCCGCGGACGUCGGAGAGGUGGCCAUGGCCUUGGCAGAAAGCUUGGGUGGCGGCUGCUUGCCUAGUGAGCGGGUCGUGGCCGAGGCGACCACGAGCCCAGAGUCUCUGCGCGCCUUUCUACGGAGAUGGCGGGAGACUUUUGUGCAGACCCUGCAGCCGAAGUUCCUGUCCGAUGGCUGGAGCUUGGACACAGGCCUGGAUGGUCGCUUCAUUCCUUCGGUGGCCUCCUCAUUAGAGUGGCCGGGGGACUGGCGCUGUGCAUCCUGUGGCCGCCACUGCUUCGGGCGAAGUGACCGGUGCAAAUGUUGCAAGACGCCGCGGCCCAGCAGCGCCGCGCUAGCCUCUGGGUCUAAAGCCCACCAGCCGCAGGCGUCAUCGAUCGGGUGCCAAAAUUCCUGA